CAUCACAUCCGACCGCCGCUCGGUAUCCUAGCAACCGCCAAACACUACCGUUCUCUCAGGCUGUGACAGUUCCCGUCUUCGGGGAGGUCGGCUCGUUUGUUUGCUCGUGUGGAAGAUGGACGCUGACGCUUCACCCGAGGAUCAAACCAAAGCGGUGGUUAAACCCUCAAUCUUCAGCUUAAUCUCACCGCGACGGAAGGAGGCCAAAGAAAUGUCCUACUUCAACACCAAGGCAAAGGUCACUGAAGUGCCCAUGUUUGACCGAAUGUACCACAACACUGAGGAUUUUGAUAUGAAGGAGCGAUUCCACACCCAGAAGUGUGGGAGAGGACUCGACAUAAACGAGGAGGAGAAGUCCAGACCGGUAGCUCUACUGUCGUCUUCGGAAUAUGGGCGUCGUUUCAAUUCAACCAUCAACCGAACAGCGAAGCGGCACCCACGCGUGGCUUUGAUCGAAUCCGAUUUUUACAGAAAAAGCGGGAUCAUCUGGAGUAUGGCAGAAGGAUAUGGGUCAGUGGUUCCACUCUGAAAGCUCUGUCCCACCCUGACAUACAAGGGGCUGGUUCCUUCUGUCUUUGCAUAAUAAAUGUGUUUUUUACC
Molecule: messenger RNA, 600 nt
Organism: Xiphophorus maculatus (southern platyfish)
Lineage: Eukaryota; Metazoa; Chordata; Actinopteri; Cyprinodontiformes; Poeciliidae
Gene: cfap90
Product: chromosome 13 C5orf49 homolog
Exons: 3
Coding region: 116-529 (137 amino acids)
Source: RefSeq, a predicted model, not a curated record